Messenger RNA from Meloidogyne enterolobii, 2961 nucleotides. The record is from the annotation of a GenBank genome assembly. Lineage: Eukaryota; Metazoa; Nematoda; Chromadorea; Rhabditida; Meloidogynidae.
UCUUGGACAGAUCUUCUUCUCCUCCAAUAAGUCCAGGCCUUCACGGACUUGUCUUAACUCUCUUCUCUCACUUCAAGUCGGCAAAUUCCUAUAAACUAACCAAAAAUUUAAACAACCCAAACAAACAAACAAAAAAAAAUAAAAAGAAAAACACUCAACAAAAACACUCAAUUUUCAUCUCAUAUUUUCUUUAUUUGCCUAAAGAAUUACUAGUUAUUUUUUCUGAAACUCGGCAAGAAUAAAGGCACAAUAAUAACGGCAUUUAUAAAAAUAGGGGAAGAGGAUAAGGGAAUGGAGGGGUUUAAAAAAUGUUUGGACAAGAAAGAAGGGGGAAGAUCAGGUUUUAAGAAAAAUUUUAAAUUUAUACAAAACGCCAAAAAUUUCAAAAUGGUCAAAAUUAAAAAUGGAAGGGUUCAGAAUGCCCAAAAUUAAAUUGGAAGGGUUUAAAAUGGUCAAAAUUAAAAAUUGAAGGGUUUAAAUGGUCAAAAAUUUAAAUGAAAGGGUUCAAAAUGUACCUCCACAAACACCAAGUAUAACUACACAACCUACCGAAGCUGUACGUGAGGGAGACUUGGCCACAUUUCGAUGUGAAUCUACAGGAGGCAACCCUUCACCCCAUUUCCAAUGGCUUUUUGACAACAAAACGAAGGUCCCGGAAGGGUGGUAUAUCGAAAGGCCUGAGGCUAAUGCUGGAAAGAGUAUUUCAACGCUACAGAUGCAUGUAAAAAGUGAACAUAAUGGGGCUUAUAUGCUUUGCCAAAUUUGGAAUCGAGCAUUGAAGGAAGGUGAAAGAUUGCAAAUACAUACAGAACGAUUGAAUGUUCUCUACGCUCCACGUGUCAAAAUUCUGCCCUCUUCAGAACUCAAUGUAGAGGAAGGUCAAGUCGUGCCUUUAAUUUGUAAAGCGGAUGCCAACCCCCAACCGACACAAUUUCAAUGGACACACAUCCCUACUGGAGAACAACAUCUCUCUCGUGAAUGGCACCUAGCAAUGAAGAGAAUACACACAGGGGAAUUUCGGUGUACAGCUACAAAUUCAAUUGACACUGGUGCUGGGACAAUACGUUUAAAUGUGCUUUAUGGGCCGUCUGUCAGAAUUAAGGUGGCUAUUGGAACAGACAAUCCUGUUGAAGGAGAACGUCUUGUAUUGGAAUGUGAAAGUGAUGCGAACCCUAGAGUUGAGGCUGUCUCUUGGAGUGGACCUGGAGGAGUGAAACAGAACGGGUCUAAAUUGGUUAUUGACUCGAUAAAUCGUGUCCAUGCCGGCAACUUUACUUGUACUUCUUGGAACACUUUACCUCUCACUUCUACCCAAUCAUCAGUACGUACAGGAUCCUCUUCUAUUUUCAUUGAUGUUCGGAGACGUCCAGGCCCUGCAGUAAUCUCUGCAAAACGUCUGGUUGUAAAUAUUGGAGAGCCCAUCAUUCUGAGUUGCUCUACUGACGGGGAUAAUGGCAAUCCUCCAGCAAAGUUUAAAUGGGGAGGGCCAGGAAUGAAUAAUGACCAAUUUGGGAAGGAACAACAAUGGAAUAAGGCUAUACUAAAAAUACCAGAAGCUAAACUUGGAGAUAAUGGAUUGUAUAGAUGUUUGCCUUAUAAUGAUAUUGGACAGGCUGAAGAGAGUAGUGUAAGGAUUAUGGUUGUGGAACCAGCUCGUCUUAUACGUCCUUUACUCCCUACAAGAACUUUGUCUUCUAAUUCUGUUGAUGUUCAGAUUGAAUGUGAAGCUCGGGGCUUUCCCAGGCCACGAAUUUUUUGGUUGAAAGAUGGGCAAGCUUUGCCACUUGAUUCUUCUAGACUUUGGGCUGUUCAGGAGCAUAGAGAGGCUACAGUACCUGGUUGUAAUCAACAAAGAGAGCCUUGCCCAGUGACUGUUAAAAGUUCCCUUCAACUAGUACACCCAACAAGUUGGACAGAUAAAGGAAAUUAUGCCUGUAUAGCGGAGAAUUCUCCUACAGCUGAGGCUGCAUCUUCAAUUAUGGCCAUAAGUGUUGUGCAUGAACCGAUAAUUUUGAAUCAAAAAUUGUGUGAGGGUAUGGCUAUGGCUUCUGCUGAUAUAGGAGAAAAGGCAAAGAUUGCAUGCCUAGUCUCAGCACGACCCGAACCUCGCAUUAUUUGGACCCGUGAUGGUGUUGAAAUUGCAGGGGGAAAUACUGCAACAUUUAAAAGGGAUAUAGAACAACAACAUCGCUACAAAUUGAGUUUGAACAGAGUUUCUGGUCAGUCUACUUUUUCCCUUCAAUUAAAGCUUCAAUCCCUUCCUAUAGGUGCUAUAGACGAGUUUGAAUCAGUUCUAAGUCUGGACAGUGUUGAGGAACACGAUUACGGCAUUUUUGUUUGUGAAGCUAGCAAUGGGGCCGGAAGAAGGAAGAGUUCUGUGGAAAUUAGGUUUCAACCUAAAGGCCUUCCACAAACCCCUAUCUUUGCGAAACAACCUCAAUCGGGAAUUGACUGGAUUUUGUUGGGAUGGCGUCCAGGUUUUGAUGGAGGGGAGAAGCAAACGUUGGAAUUGGAACUUAGGGCUGUAGACCCUUUUACUGGAAGGCCUUCGAGUGAGAAUGAGCCUGAACAUAUUGUGUUUGGAUCUGGAAAUUGGACAACACUUUCUUUGUUUUUGAACGACGAUACUGCCCUAACCGAAACCUUCCUUGUCUACAACAUAACCAAACUACGCCCAGCUUCAAGUGUCUGGUACCGUGUGAGGGCUAGGAAUACUCGUGGAACUUCUGAUUGGACAGCUAUAAGUACAGCAAGUAGUGAGGAUGUAAAUGAAAGUGGGGGUGAUAUCCAAGCACCUGAAAGUGUUGUUUAUCUGACUAAAGAACGGAAGCUUGUAGUACAACCACUUAAAUAUUCGGCUGGACAUUGUGCAUUGGUUUAUGCAGCUUCGAGUGAGGAUGGACAGAUGAGGAGUGUUAAGUGAGGGUUUUGGAUAGAUUUUAAAAGAAUCAGAAUAUUGUA